This is a messenger RNA of Hyaena hyaena (striped hyena), 5019 nucleotides long. RefSeq names its product dystrophin. The transcript is spliced from 33 exons. Gene Ontology annotation, molecular function: protein binding. Gene Ontology annotation, cellular component: plasma membrane. The record is from RefSeq and is a predicted model, not a curated record. Gene Ontology annotation, biological process: synaptic signaling. Lineage: Eukaryota; Metazoa; Chordata; Mammalia; Carnivora; Hyaenidae. The annotation marks the transcript as partial.
CACAAACUGACUCUUGGGUUGAUUUGGAAUAUAAUCCUCCACUGGCAGGUCAAAAAUGUAAUGAAAAAUAUCAUGGCUGGAUUGCAACAAACCAACAGUGAAAAGAUUCUCCUGAGCUGGGUCCGACAAUCAACUCGUAAUUAUCCACAGGUUAAUGUCAUUAACUUUACCACUAGCUGGUCUGAUGGUCUGGCUUUAAAUGCUCUCAUCCACAGUCAUAGACCAGACCUGUUUGAUUGGAAUAGUGUGGUUUGCCAGCAGUCAGCCACACAACGACUGGAACAUGCAUUCAACAUUGCCAAAUAUCAAUUAGGCAUAGAGAAACUGCUUGAUCCUGAAGAUGUUGCUACCACUUAUCCAGAUAAGAAGUCCAUCUUAAUGUAUGUCACAUCACUCUUCCAAGUUUUGCCUCAGCAAGUGAGCAUUGAAGCCAUCCAGGAAGUGGAAAUGUUGCCAAGACCAUCAAAAGUUACUAGAGAGGAACACUUUGAAUUGCAUCAUCAAAUGCACUAUUCUCAGCAGAUCACAGUCAGUCUAGCACAGGGCUAUGAACGAGUUCCUUCUUCUCCUAAGCCUCGGUUCAAGAGCUAUGCCUACACACAGGCUGCUUAUGUCACCACCUCUGACCCCACAAGGAGCCCACUUCCUUCACAGCCCUUGGAAGCUCCGGAAGACAAGUCACUUGGCCGUUCAUCAAUGGAGACUGAGGUAACCCUGGACAGUUACCAAACAGCUUUAGAAGAAGUACUCUCAUGGCUUCUUUCUGCUGAGGACACACUGCAAGCCCAGGGAGAGAUUUCUAAUGAUGUAGAAGAAGUGAAAGAACAGUUUCAUACUCAUGAGGGGUACAUGAUGGAUUUGACAUCCCAUCAAGGACGGGUUGGUAAUGUUCUACAAUUGGGAAGUCAACUGAUUGGAACAGGGAAAUUAUCAGAAGAUGAAGAAACUGAAGUACAAGAACAAAUGAAUCUCCUAAAUUCAAGAUGGGAAUGCCUCAGGGUAGCUAGCAUGGAAAAACAAAGCAAUUUACAUAAAGUUCUAAUGGAUCUCCAGAAUCAGCAUCUGAAAGAGUUAAAUGACUGGCUGACUAAAACAGAAGAGAGAACAAGGAAAAUGGAGAAAGAGCCACUUGGACCUGAUAUUGAAGACCUAAAACGCCAAGUACAACAACAUAAGGUGCUUCAAGAAGACCUAGAACAGGAACAAGUCAGGGUCAAUUCUCUCACUCACAUGGUGGUGGUGGUCGAUGAGUCUGGUGGAGACCAUGCAACUGCUGCUUUGGAAGAACAACUUAAGGUACUGGGAGAUCGAUGGGCAAACAUCUGUAGAUGGACAGAAGAUCGCUGGGUUCUUUUACAAGACAUCCUCCUGAAAUGGCAGCGUUUUACUGAAGAACAGUGCCUUUUUAGUGCAUGGCUUUUAGAAAAAGAAGAUGCAUUGAACAAGAUUCACACAACUGGCUUUAAGGAUCAAAGUGAAAUGUUAUCAAGUCUUCAGAAACUGGCUGUUUUAAAAACAGAUUUAGAAAAGAAAAAACAAACCAUGGACAAACUCUGCUCACUCAACCAAGAUCUUCUGUCAACACUGAAAGACACAUUGGUAGCCCAAAAGAUGGAAGCCUGGCUGGACAACUUUGCCCAGCGCUGGGAUAACUUAGUCCAAAAACUUGAAAAAAGUUCUUCACAGAUUUCGCAGGCUGUCACCACCACUCAGCCAUCACUAACACAGACAACUGUAAUGGAAACAGUAACUAUGGUGACCACGAGGGAACAAAUUCUGGUAAAGCAUGCCCAAGAGGAACUGCCACCGCCACCUCCCCAAAAGAAGAGGCAGAUUAUUGUGGAUUCCGAAAUUAGGAAAAGGUUGGACGUCGAUAUAACUGAACUUCACAGUUGGAUUACUCGUUCAGAAGCUGUGUUGCAGAGUCCUGAAUUUGCAAUCUAUCGGAAGGAAGGCAACUUCUCAGACCUUAAAGAAAAAGUCAAUGCCAUAGAGCGAGAAAAAGCGGAGAAGUUCAGAAAACUGCAAGAUGCCAGCAGAUCAGCUCAGGCCCUGGUGGAACAGAUGGUGAAUGAGGGUGUUAAUGCUGACAGCAUCAAACAAGCCUCAGAACAACUGAACAGCCGGUGGAUAGAGUUCUGCCAAUUGCUAAGUGAGAGACUUAACUGGCUGGAGUAUCAGAACAACAUCAUCACUUUCUAUAAUCAGCUACAACAAUUGGAGCAGAUGACAACUACUGCUGAAAACUGGUUGAAAACCCAACCUACCACCACAUCAGAGCCAACAGCAAUUAAAAGCCAGUUAAAAAUGUGUAAGGAUGAAGUCAACCGACUGUCAGCUCUUCAGCCUCAAAUCGAGCGAUUAAAAAUUCAAAGCUUAGCCCUGAAAGAGAAAGGACAAGGGCCAAUGUUCCUGGAUGCAGACUUUGUGGCCUUUACAAAUCAUUUUAACCAAGUCUUUGCCGAUAUGCAAGCCAGAGAAAAAGAGCUCCAGACAAUUUUUGACACUUUGCCACCCACACGCUAUCAGGAGACCAUGAGUACCAUCCUUACAUGGAUCCAGCAGUCAGAAACCAAACUCUCUAUACCUCAGGUUACUGUCACUGAAUAUGACAUCAUGGAACAGAGACUCGAAGAGUUACAGGCUUUACAAAGCUCUCUGAAAGAGCAACAAAGUGGCCUAAACUAUCUCAGCACCACUGUAAAAGAGAUGUCGAAGAAAGUGCCCUCUGAUAUUAGCCGGAAAUACCAGUCGGAAUGUGAAGAGGUUGAGGGCCGCUGGAAGAGACUGUCCUCUCAGCUGCUUGAGCAUUGCCAAAAGCUAGAGGAGCAAAUGGCUAAACUUCGAAAAAUUCAGAAUCACAUAAAAACUCUGAAGAAAUGGAUGGCUGAAGUUGAUGUCUUCCUGAAGGAGGAAUGGCCUGCCCUCGGAGACUCAGAAAUUCUGAAAAAACAGCUGAAACAGUGCAGGCUUUUAGUCAAUGAUAUUCAGACAAUUCAGCCCAGUCUCAACAGUGUCAAUGAAAGUGCACAGAAGGUAAAGAGUGAAGCGGAGCCAGAGUUUGCUUGCAGACUUGAGACAGAGCUCAGAGAACUUAACACUCAGUGGGAUUACAUAUGCCGACAGGUCUAUGCCAGAAAGGAAGCCUUAAAGGGAGGUUUGGAUAAAACUGUAAGUCUUCAGAAAGAUCUGUCAGAGAUGCACGAAUGGAUGACACAAGCUGAAGAAGAAUACCUAGAGAGAGAUUUUGAGUAUAAAACCCCAGAUGAAUUACAGACUGCAGUUGAAGAGAUGAAGAGAGCCAAAGAAGAGGCCCAGCAAAAGGAAGCAAAAGUGAAACUCCUUACCGAGUCCGUCAAUAGUGUCAUAGCUCAGGCUCCUCCUGCAGCACAAGAGGCCUUACAAAAGGAACUUGACACUCUAACCACCAACUACCAGUGGCUCUGCACCAGGCUCAAUGGCAAAUGCAAAACCUUGGAAGAGGUUUGGGCGUGCUGGCAUGAAUUAUUGUCAUACUUGGAGAAGGCAAACAAGUGGCUAAACGAAGUAGAAUUCAAACUUAAAACCACUGAAAAUAUUCCUAGUGGAGCUGAGGAAAUCUCUGAGGUGCUUGAUUCACUUGAAAAUUUGAUGCAACAUUCAGAGGAUAACCCGAAUCAGAUUCGCAUAUUGGCACAGACCCUAACAGAUGGUGGAGUCAUGGAUGAACUGAUCAAUGAGGAACUUGAGACAUUUAAUUCUCGUUGGAGAGAACUACAUGAAGAGGCUGUGAGGAGGCAAAAGUUGCUUGAACAGAGCAUCCAGUCUGCCCAGGAGAUCGAAAAAUCCUUGCACUUAAUUCAGGAGUCCCUCUCAUCCAUUGACAAGCAGUUGGCAGCUUAUAUUGCUGACAAAGUGGACGCAGCUCAAAUGCCUCAGGAAGCUCAGAAAAUCCAAUCAGAUUUAACAAGUCAUGAGAUCAGUUUAGAGGAGAUGAAGAAACAUUACCAGGGAAAGGAGACUGCCCAAAGGAUGCUAUCCCAAAUUGAUGUGGCCCAGAAAAAAUUGCAAGAUGUUUCCUUGAAGUUUCGAUUAUUCCAGAAGCCAGCCAAUUUUGAGCAGCGUCUCCAGGAAAGUAAGAUGAUUUUAGAUGAAGUGAAGAUGCAUUUGCCUGCAUUGGAAACAAAGAGCGUGGAACAGGAAGUAGUACAGUCACAGUUAAAUCAUUGUGUGAACUUGUAUAAAAGUCUGAGUGAAGUGAAGUCUGAAGUGGAAAUGGUGAUAAAAACUGGACGUCAGAUUGUACAGAAGAGGCAGACAGAAAACCCUAAAGAACUUGAUGAAAGAGUUACGGCGUUGAAAUUGCAUUAUAAUGAGCUGGGAGCAAAGGUGACCGAAAGAAAGCAACAGUUGGAAAAAUGCUUGAAAUUGUCCCGUAAGAUGCGAAAGGAAAUGAACGCCCUGACAGAAUGGCUGGCGGCUACAGAUACGGAAUUGACGAAGAGAUCAGCAGUUGAAGGAAUGCCUAGUAAUUUGGAUUCCGAAGUUGCCUGGGGAAAGGCUACUCAGAAAGAGAUUGAGAAACAGAAGGUUCACCUCAAGAGUAUCACAGAGAUAGGAGAGGCCUUGAAAGUGGUUUUGGGCAAGAAGGAGACCUUGGUGGACGAUAAACUGAGUCUCCUGAAUAGUAACUGGACGGCUGUCACUUCGCGAGCUGAAGAGUGGUUAAACCUUUUGCUGGAAUACCAGAAACACAUGGAAAACUUUGACCAAAAUGUGGAUUACAUCACAAAAUGGAUCAUUCAGGCUGAUGCACUUUUGGAUGAAUCUGAGAAAAAGAAACCUCAGCAAAAAGAAGACAUACUUAAGCGUUUAAAGGCUGAAAUGAAUGACAUACGCCCAAAGGUGGAUUCCACGCGAGACCAAGCAGCAAACCUGAUGGCAAACCGCGGUGACCGCUGCAGGAAAGUAGUAGAGCCCAAAAUCUCAGAGCUCAACCAUCGAUUUGCAGCCAUUUCUCACAGAAUUAAGACUGGAAAG